AGAUUUGGACCUCAAAAAAAGCGUCUGGUCACUGGUGAGGGUUGAGAGAUCCUCAUUCCUCAAAACCCUUUGCUCUUUUCUUCUUAUUUCUAACCCUAAUAAACCUUUUCCUGUAGAGGAUUCCAGUCAAGGGCACAGUCUCUUAUUCUUUCCAUCUUUAUUCCAUGAAUCUUUGAUUGUAACCGUUAUUCUAGCAGAUACCCACUACUGGUUUUGCAAAUUUCCUUGGUGGGUAUCUCUUAUUUCGAUCUGAAUUGAAGUAUUGAAGAAGAUAGAUCAGUUUCUCUCUCUCUCUCUCUCUCUCUCUCUUGAAGAAACUUGUUGGGUUCAGUGGUUGAAAGGAUGGUGGGAGCUGUGUCCAUUGUGGGUUCGGCAGUUGUCGACUCGCAUACCUGCCCAUGUCUCUGUUUGGAUGCUCUUUCAUUAUCUAGUAUGAAUUUUAAGAGUACAAGUGAUCUUGGGUUGUCUAGAAAUUUAAUGGUUAGGAAACAAUUGAAAAGGAAUGGAGCGUUGGAACUAAGCAGCUCAUUUGUGGAUGCUUGGCAUGAGUGGCGUCUCUCAGCGAAAGUACUUUCAGGAUUUGUGAAUGGCCAGCAUUCAAGGAAACAGAACAAGGGCCGGAGUCUUGUUAUCGUUGAUGAACUUGCAGGACAAUAUGAAGAUAGCUUUGAGGAUGUUAAAACGCAAAUACUCAACUAUUUUACAUUCAAAGCUGUAAGGACUGUUCUUACCCAGCUUUACGAGAUGAAUCCGACAGAUUACCGGUGGUUUUAUGAUUUUGUAGCAACAAAUCAACCAGGAGAUGGAAAGCGUUUCAUUCGUACCCUUGGGAAGGAGAAGCAAGAUCUUGCUGAAAGAGUGAUGGUAACUCGGCUUCACCUUUAUGGUAAAUGGAUACAGAAAUGUGAUCAUGCUGCAAUAUAUCAAGAAAUUUCUGAUCAGAAUUUGGAGUUGAUGCGUGAGCGACUCAUCGAAACUGUUAUAUGGCCAUCUGACGACUCAAACACAGAAAAGAUUGGCUGAUGGGUUAACCCUUGAUCAUGGCUUUGAUGAACUGUUCUUGAUUGGUUGUUUUUAAUGUAUCAACAUAUCCUUUCUCUAUGUUCGACCAGUUAGGUCCCUAAAGGCUUCCAUGCAUUUAAAUUUUUUUUUCCACAACCAAAAGAAAUGUUGUAAUCUGUACUCUUGCAUGUGUAUAUACAUAUUGAUAGCAAUUCAGUUUGGAAUUCA
This is a messenger RNA of Telopea speciosissima, 1230 nucleotides long. RefSeq names its product chaperonin-like RbcX protein 2, chloroplastic. Gene Ontology annotation, biological process: ribulose bisphosphate carboxylase complex assembly. NCBI's taxonomy places the organism in Eukaryota, Viridiplantae, Streptophyta, Magnoliopsida, Proteales, Proteaceae. Gene Ontology annotation, molecular function: protein folding chaperone. The record is from RefSeq and is a predicted model, not a curated record. The transcript has 5 exons. The coding region runs from base 343 to 1023 and encodes 226 amino acids.